UCAGAGAUCACAAUCAAACACACACCAUCAACCACAGCACACUGUCUACCUGCAUAACACAAUGACAGAGCCUGCGGCGUCGAUGAGCAUCACCAGGUGUGUGAGAUCACAUGGAGGCGGUUGCCAUGGCAACCACUGCCCUUGAUCACAGGUGACGGGAUGCCGAUGCAGCAUCUUUACGCGCAUGUCCCCCUCCCUCCGAUCCCCAGACACACGCACUAAAAAUAGAUUCAACUGACACCGUGGCUCCAUGUAACGUGAGGCGUUGUGAAAUGGGAAAUGUUUUCCUCGACACUGAACACUUUGACACCGGCAUGCAUCCACAUGUAGCUUCAUUCUUAAGAAAUGAAUUGUACAUUUACCACAUCUGUUUAAAAUGAUGCAUGCAUGAGAUGAUGACUCUAUCGGUCGUCUAAAAAAAGCUAAGUUUUAUUUUAGAUCGCCAUAUUGAGAUCAUGUGACCAGCCUCCACAUUACCAGCUUUAAAAGCCUAUACUGAAGCACAGUCUGGUGCCAAACGCUCAUCAAUCAUGAACAAAUCACUGCACUUUAGUGAACGUCCUCAGACAUGAGGGCCAUUAGUCAGGCAGGGCAUCUCGUGGGAAAAACACACAAUCUCAAUGACAAUCUCAAAACAUCUGCGGUAAGAGCUUACUGCCUUUAUAAUGCUACCUUAUCAUGACUAUACAGUGUAUUCUAAGUUAUCUAUCUAUCUAUUUUAUGAUAUACAAAUGAUUUUUAUUAAUUAUCACAUAACCAAUGAGCAGAACUGAUUAUUAUUUAUUGCUUUAUAUCUGGUUUUUGCACAAUAAUAACUAAAAUCAUUAGACCACAAGAAUAAAAAAACAACAGUAUGAAUAUUUAUGCUAUGAAUAAUAUAAUAAAAAUAACAAUAAAUUAUAUGCACUGCUCACUUGAGAAUGAAUGGCUGUAAAAAAAUAAAUAAUUGUAUUUUUUUUUUUUAAGUUAUGCAAGCAAUAUAUUAAAUAAGUUAAUUUUUUUGUGAACAUCAUUGGUUUUUAUUUUUUGUACUGAACGUAAUAGAGUUGAUGGGUGUUUAGAGACCCAGCAGAUGGUGCCAUUUAUUAGUAGAAUCUGAUGAAGCAGAAAAGUGCAAAAAUAUCAUCACCUUUCCUAUAAAUCUGAAAUAAACCACUCAAUCACACAUGCAUACAUAAUACACUGUUAUACACCACUGCAUAUGAUAUGCAAUGGCAUUAUGACUCUUUAUGAAUGUGAAAGAUAUCUAAAAAAAAAAAGAAAGAAAGAAAGAAAAGCUGCUUCAGUUUCAGUUGUGGCUUCACAUUCAGUUCUGCUUGAGUUUCAGCUUGUUUUUUGUUUUUUUCAAACCAAAGAACUAAUUAGCUAAUGGUUCAGCAAGCUACUGUCUGUGAUUUUUAUCACAAUCACCAAAAAACAGUUUUAGCCCAAUACAAUUGAUUAUUAAUACUACAUAUCUGAAAUAAAUCCCUAAAAAUGUGACCAACUCCUAACAAAGUAACAUGUUUAUAAUGUACAGAAAAACAAUGAGAGGGCAGAGAACAAUGGCAGACGUCACAAUGAGCUCCAUAUGCGCCUAAUAUAUCAAACACCACAUACACAUCUAACACAAAGACACAUUCAGAGGAUGUUUUAGCGGAUUUGAUCAUGUUUUUGAAUGAAUUGGAUAACAGCUGUCAUUCAGCACCGUCCCAACCAAACCACACAAAGAGAGAAAGAAAGUCGCUCAAGGCUGCACAAACAUCGCGCGUGACGCGACACGACGCGACGCACGUACGCACAACGCCCAGAUAACGAAUAACGCAGCAGUAUGUGUGAAGGGCCCUCAGCGAUCUCUGGCCCCAUUCCUCCGGACCCCACACUGUUUCCUGAGUAUUAUAAACGGCCGUCCUCUGCUCGUGGUCGGCUGGAGGGAAACGCUCAGAGCGGCUCGUCUCCGCUUCUGAAGGGUCCGAUAGCACCAGAUCCUGGGUGUUACAGCGCCCGCUCCACCCCUCGACCCCGCAUCGGUGCCAACGCCGCUCACAUCCUAGAGAGAGGACAGAGAGGGGUUGUGGGAGACCUGCUGAAGCUGGAGGGAGUGGCGCUGAACCCCAGCCCAGCCAAACCUAAACCUGCCAUACGGGACUUUGGUAAAGAAAAUGUGCGCAAGCUACGUGAAAUCCAGAAGCGCUUCCGAGAGCUGGAGGCGCAGAGAGAACAUGCCAAACCUAUGCCGGUUAAAGCACUCUGGAUCUCUCCAAAAUACCAGGACGUCCCCUCCAGAGUAAUGGCCCAGUUACAGGAGACGAGCCCUCCUAAGAAACCCGUGUGUCAGAACUUCCUGAAGGCUCAUUCUCUGUGUGGAGCUGGAGGUCGAGUGCCGCUCUGCCGCUCAGAGAGCGGACCGUCACCAGCGGCAGGAGACUCCGAUUCUGAGAUGCAUGUGAGAGGACACACGGUGGACUUUGUGAGUCAUAACGCUCGUGCCGCGUCGAAGACGAACCUGAGGAGAUCCCAGUCCUUACAGAACCUCCGAGACAAACCGCCACCCAGCGCCGAGAAGGGCAAAGUACCACAAUAUCUGGAGCAGAGGAAGUUGCAGUGGAAGAAAGAGGAGGAGGAGAGGAGGAGAAACACUCCUGAUCCGUCCGUUCCUGCUGGACACACUCAGAUGUCUGAAAGAGAGAGACAGGAGACCCUGCAGUCCCUCAAAGAAACUCACAGGUCUCUGGUCAGUGAGCUGCUGUCUCUCCCCAUCAAAGCCGACACAAUGAGCGUCCGCUCUCGACGCGCUCAACUCGAUCAGCGUCUCUCGGAGGUCGAGGAGGCCAUCAAAAUCUUCUCGCGGGAGAAAGUCUAUGUGAAAGUCGACUCUUGAGAAGCCACGCUCAUAUCAAGCUGUUUCUUUUAUAUUUAUGUAUUUAUUAGUUAGCAGCAGUUGCUCUUUCGUUUCCUGAAUUCACUGCAUUUGAACGCUUUACACUAUAAAGAGAUUCGUGACUAAAUAUGACACAAAUUAGUGGCAGAAAUCAUUGAUUUCAUUUUUGAUAAUUAUAUUCUGUAUUCAUGCUUUGGUUAGCUCAUUAUGAGAUUAAACAGCCAUAAUUAUCAAAAAGUCAUAAUUAUGAAAUGAAAAGUCAAAUAUUAUGAGAAAAACAUCAAAUUAUGACAUACUAAGAUUGACAUAGAAGUUGACAUUUUUGACUGUUUCCAUUUUUAAUCUUAAAAUUAUGAUUUAGUGUGUAAUCUCAUAAUUAUGUAUUUAUCUCAUAAAUGACUUUUGUCUCACAAUUAUGGCUUAGUAUGUGACAGUUUUGAAUUUAUCUCAUUAUUAUGACCUUUAAUCUCGUAAUUAUGAAAUUUUACGUACAUAAUUAUGAUUUACCAAAGUAUUUCUUAUGUAGCAGAAAUGGGUUUCCAUAGUAUUUGUUUAAAAGUUCAGAAUUGUCUAUAAAUUAUGGAAUAUUUACUUCUAGAUUUUGUUAUCAAAAGUAUUUCUGCUGCCAUGUACAGUAACAAUUGUUGAAUGUCUACUAUAGCAAGGUGCUGAUCAUAAUGCUGUCAUAUUAGCAAAUCUUUAUAUUUAAUAGUUUUGAUGUCAUUGAAAUUAAUUUUAGUAUUGCAGUACUAAAAAGUGGUGCUUUUACACAUAAUCACAAGUUAUGUGCACCAACCACAAAAACUCAGUUUAUAGCAAUUAUCGUUGUACAUACAGAAAACAUAAAAUACACUGUUUGUUUUAUCAUGUCAAUUAAAUUCCAUAAAGUACCUCCAAAUAUUCGCAUCACACCUAAAAUGUGAAU
Onychostoma macrolepis is the source of this 3785-nucleotide messenger RNA. RefSeq names its product enkurin domain containing 1 (gene enkd1). The transcript has 8 exons. Lineage: Eukaryota; Metazoa; Chordata; Actinopteri; Cypriniformes; Cyprinidae. Bases 1811 to 2860 code for a protein of 349 amino acids. Gene Ontology annotation, cellular component: cytoplasmic microtubule. The record is from RefSeq and is a predicted model, not a curated record.